Molecule: messenger RNA, 14344 nt
Organism: Numida meleagris (helmeted guineafowl)
Lineage: Eukaryota; Metazoa; Chordata; Aves; Galliformes; Numididae
Gene: VGLL1
Product: vestigial like family member 1
Exons: 7
Coding region: 1532-2260 (242 amino acids)
Biological process (GO): regulation of transcription by RNA polymerase II
Cellular component (GO): nucleus
Source: RefSeq, a predicted model, not a curated record
GGAUAGGUUUUUUGCUCUGUGCCUGUGGGCUUUGGCUCAGUGCAUUAUGUUUCUCGCAUGAAGGCGGAAGGAGCAGGAGGACUCGCUGCGGAAACCAUUGGUUAUAACUGAGAUGGAAUGAUGGGUGGGAGUGGGAGGUACUGGACUUGUGUGUCUUGGGUUUUUUUUUGUUUGUUUGUUUUUUUUAGGAUAACAAGAAUUAAACUUUUGAUUCUCACAAUUGAGAAUUAUUUUGUUUAAAAACUCUGGACAUUUUGAAUGCUAAACCAAAAAGCAUUGGGAAACGUAUUGUCUCAAUUCUCAAAUCCAAGGAACAGGAAUGGCAAUCCCAUUUCUGCCUGAUGUUCCUCAGGGUGCUCACCGAGUGGCUUUACACUGAUGCCAUCUGACAACGGUGUGAGUCCUUUAACUGCAAACCUGAGGGGAAAUUCACGAUCAACGUCUUGAAAAGCUUUAGCAGAAGAAAUCUGGGCUGUAAAACUGAGUUUAGGAAGAGGGAUCCAGGAGUGAUUCAGACACGGAGGGCGCUGGCCCUGCUGAAACACUGGAAAUCCAGCCUGUCACGCUGUUAAAACUUGUUUAUGCGAAGGCUGUGCUGACCACAAGACUGAGCACAGCCCUGGGAAAUCGUACGGGCUGAUAGUUGUUCUGGGAGAUGGCACAGAAACGGGUUUGUACGUAUUUGUGCUGAGGGAGCUGUAUGGUGCUGCGCUGCCUCCUGCCUGGCUGAAUGGACAAGCUCUUAAGCCUCUGACGAAAGGAUGUAAGGUUUUGUCACCUCUUUGGUGACUAGUUAGCUGGAACUAGUAUAUUUGACUGUAAUUUAGCAUUUCUGGAGUGACUACAGUUUGGUAAUUCUGGUAAACUUACAAAAGAAAAAAAAAACCCAAACCCGUUUGUUUCUCACAUUUACAGAAUAACCAUGUUUUUAUUUUCUGAUGAUUCCUAUAGUCAUUUAAACAGAUCCAGGAGGAAAAAAAAUCCGGUUAUCCAGUUUCUCCGGGAUGCUGAUGGAUGGCCUCUUCCUCCUUGCAGUCUGAACAGGAAGGUCCUUUCUGACCCUGGCCAAGGAAGCAGGUUGGCUCUUGGCUGUAACUUGUUCAUCGCUUUAUUCUCAUCUCCUCCGAAGCCCAGACACUGUCCUCUUGAUCGUGUACACAUUGUCAUUUAAAAAAAAAAAAAAAAAGAAAGAAAGAAACCUAUUUACAAUCCUAUUUUCCUCAUUCCUGAAACCUCCUAACCCGGUUGACUUGUCGGAGUGCAUUUCAUGCAUUCUUAGUAGAUAGGCUGAAGGAAACGCCUAGUUCAGUCACAGCUAGAGGCUAGAAAGCGUGCGGGGAGUUCAUGAACGCCGCUCGUCUCCUGCAGUCACCACGGCGUGCGUGUAGGUGGCCGGGGAAGGAUCGCACGCUGCUGGGUGCAGUAUGACCGCCCCGCAUCUUGCCAGUGUGCCACAGCUCGUGACAGUGAGUUGAGACUUCUUGCUUUGGAAGACGAGAGUGGGAAGUUCAGGGGCUGCUGGUUAUUGAAAAUGGAGGAAACAAGGAAGCUUUCUCCAAAGCCGUGUAAAAGCAAAGAACCCGUGAAAACAGAAUGGGGGGCUCAGAGUGUCGUCUUUACGUAUUUUCAAGGCGAUAUUAACAGCGUGGUGGAUGAACAUUUCUCUAGAGCUCUGAGCAAUGCCAGGAACCCUCAAGACCUGAGCACAAAGCACAAGAGCGAGGCUGUCGUCCUGAAGCACGAUAGCAUGUCUCCUCACCAGUGGAAUUUCUCCUCACAUUGCUCCAAACCAUAUCCAUCAUCUUCCUCUACCAGCAUGUCAAACUCCACUCUGAAUUUCCCUGCUGCUGCUAUGGCGGGGCAGUACCAGCCAGCAGCUCUGCGCACUCACCCAGCACCACCCGCAGACCUCUGGCCCUUCCCUUCCCUCAGCACUCCCAGUCUCCCCAGCCCGGUGUAUCAUCACACCAUGCCCGACCUGCACGUGGUGGAUGAACCCAUCUCCGACAGGAAAUACGGUUCCCUUCUUGAUCUUCUGCAACAGGAACGGUGCCUGAUGUCCAUGCAGGAAUGUGCUGUGAAGCAACACUCAGGUUCUGCUUGUAUGACUGGACCUGCUAGAUUACAAAAUAUAAGCCAAAGUUCAGUUCCUGGGGGAGAGAGGAAAGCCAGCUCUUACCAAGGCUCAGAGAACCCCAGUGCAAGCCAUGCCACUGCAGGUAUUCAGAUUCACGACAGAAGACGGGAUUUGUACUUUUAGCCAUGGGACAUUUCUACUUUAUUCCAACCAAGUUCUUGCCAUGAACUGUUACUAUUUGUGACUGUGAAUCAAGAUGAAAUGAGCUGCAGCAGUUCUCUGCUUUUUCUCUCAGAUGGAAGAAUACUGUUUACUAUGUUAGGAAUGAAAGAUUGCUCUCUCUGUUCAGUAAAUAUUUCUAAUAGUUGUGGUAUCGAACCUGACGGACCGUGCUUGUUGUUAAGAAACAUCAUCUGCUUUAUGGCUUUCCACACUUAACCCUCUUCAAAAGGACUUUUAGCACUUUUUAAUCAUUGCUGAUAAAAAGCACAAUUAUAUCAUGGAGGGGUGCAAUUAGCUGCAGCUGCUUAUCUUGAUUUGAUAUCUCCAUAGUGUUGAAAAUAGUUGUAGACUGUGGGCUCCCCUUGCAAAAAGCUUCAAGACAACCAUGGGCCAGAAAAGCACUGUUUCAUCUUUUUUUUUUUCCUACAUACUGCAAUGUGUGGCCCGUUACAGCACUGGGGCUGAUAUAACUCACUUUAGUUCAGCAGCUGUAGCUGUUUAUGGUGCUGGUUAAAAAGGAAAAUAAGAAAACCCCACUCUGUAUAAUACAAGCAUACUGUAGCAUAUAGAAGAGCUGGCUUGUACAUGAAAAUGCAUGCAAGAGGAACCAUGUUAACUAUGCGAAUAAAAGGCAGGCCAGCACCAUACUCAUGUCCUAAAAUCCCUCUUGGUUUUGAUUUUUCUACAGAAUUGCUUUUCUUCUCUUCUAGCUUGAGUACCUCUCUGCUUAGUUUUCUUCUCCUGUUGUGCUGACCAUUUCCUGAAUGCUAAGGCUAUCUGGUAAAAUAAUCUGACUUCCUCUGUGAGCCACAGCAAAGAUUUCUGUGCUGCGUUCCCUCCGUCCCCUCACCGACUUGUGCUGUAAUUCCAGUGAAAUUAUUGCUUUCAAACAUUUGUCUCCUUCUGCCAUUCCUCCUAAAAGAAAAUGAAUUAUCCCUGAGGUCUGGAAAGACAUAAAAGAGCAUACUGAAAUGCUUUUAAAGUUUUCUUGGAACAACUUAGUCCUGUGCAUGUCACAGCUAGCACUAUUUGAACUGACUUGAAGUCUGUUCCUAGCGAAGCGAGCAAGUCACAGUGGUGGGGGGAGAUUUUCAAAUGCAAGGAUGCGAGGUGUCGGUGGCUCCCCUUGACAUGGGAAUGCUUCGAUCCGUCGCUGCAAGGCGUGGUGAUGCCACGUCCCCAUUGUGCCACCGUGCAGCAGGUCUGGCAAACAGGAGAACCGCCUGGACAGACCACUGAGAGCCUCUCGUACGUGUAAUUUCUUCCUCUAGAACUGUUUGUGCAGAGCAGAGUGGUUCUUGCUUUUCCGCUUGCAUCCUUGGUGCUGCCGUUGUGCUCGAUGCCAGCAGCUCGAUCCCAUUCCGUACGCGCGCUCUUCUGCUCAGGACUUGGCAAACAGCGUUGUGCAUUCAGCAGUGGCCAUCUGCUGCUUCCCACGUUUAUUUUCAGUUCCCACUCUGAAUGCAGCAGUCACAGUGGUGACGGGAGGAGAAGGGAUGCACGGGCUGUGCCCAUCUUCCUCCUCCCUGAGCUCUCAAUGCUGCAGUGACCGCUCCAAGGGACGGAGGGGACGUUUCCUGGUAACUCCCAGAGCUAGCUGCUUUCGUUAUGUGCAAGUUCACAGCAUUCUACUCCAGCCCAGAGUUAUUUUCUCUGCACAGGUGGCUUUCUUCCCUUUCUUUCUUUUUCUGAUGGGCAGAAGAGAAGUCAGCUGGGCGGAAAGAAAUACUGAACCUCUUGCUCAGCCCAUCUCAAGUUGCCCAGGGAGCUCUCCUCUGCGUUCUCAUGCACCGUUAUGCUUGGAGGGCUCCAGCAGAAAACUGGUGCACACUAGUGGUGUGAGUGGCUCUGCGGCUGGGGCCUGUUCUUUGUUUCAGUGUCAUGCACUGUCAGAGGGCUGUGUCACCUCGUGGCAGCGCUGCUGUGCAGGCAGCUCGGCUGUGGUCGCAUUGCCCCAAUCCUGGUUGUGGUUUCUGUGCUGAAGAGGUGCACAGGUGAUGGGGAGGCAGCAGCAGGGUCAUAGUGUGGGGCUGCUGCUGGGGCUUCUGGGUGGCCGCUGUGGAGUAGAGCUGGCUGAGAUGGGGUGGUCCAUGGCACACAUGGAGCCCCACGUCCCCUCCAAGCCACGUGAUGGUGACCAGCAUGCUCCAUAGCAUGGAUUAGCAGCAGAGCUCUCCCAAAAUAUUUGGGCUGUCCCUAUGUGUUGGUCUGCACCACUCCAUGGGUAUUCCAGAUCCCACAAGGUGGGGGAAGCGGUGCAGACUCACCCAGGCUGCAUCUACCUGCAGAAGAGCUCCAGCUCAUGCUCAUAUCAGUGCUCAAAGGGUAAUAGCAUCCUGUGCUCCUGCAUCCUCAGCAUGGGAUGUGCAGCUCUGGGUUUGAGCCUGAGCAGAGCGAGCUGUGUUUUCCCCAUCUCCUUGUGCACCUGGGAAGUGUUGAGUGAUAGACAGAGCAAGAUCAACAGGGUCAAGCUGUGCUUCAUACAUUUCCUAUGGACAGACUGCCUUUCUACCUGAGGUAGGGAUAGCAUAACACCUCUCACAGUUAAAAUCAAAAGUUUCUAUGCUUAACGUUACGAAUUACCUCCUUUAGCUCACAAGGCCAUGCAUUUACAAAAAAGAGAAAAGUCACUUUAAGUAAAUCCCUCUGCCAGCUGGGAAAACAAAUUGAGCGGAUGGAAGGAGACUGCAUGUACUGAACGCCCAACAGGGAUCUCGUGUGACUGAGCACAGCCUACAGCAAUCCCAAGCUGCCUGCCUGUCCUACACUGCCUCUGUUCUAUGUGAGGAGCAGGCCACCACUCAGCCCGGAGCCUGCACCACUACACUGUGUUUCUGCAGAGGGGUUUUCUGUCAGUAACUUCAGUCACUUCUUCCCUUUGUUUACCUGUUACUUGUUAUUCCAUCCCUUUGCCCUGCCUGUCUGAAGCUGAUCUGGCCCCUGCUAUUGGAGGCACUGUUGGAGGAUGCAGGCCAGGGACAGCAGGUACUGCACUCAGAUGUCUGCAGAGAAAAGCCAGGGCUAAUGAACAAUGACAGGCAAUUGGAAUACUCCUCCUACUGGACUUUUCAAUACAGAAAGGGAGGGGUUAAAGGUAGAUUAGGUCAAUUUUAAGGAAAUGCUCCUGACUUUAGUCAAGCUACCAUGUAGCUGAGACAUUUGAGCAGUGUUACACCAUCAGUUCCUGCCACCGUGCGUUAUUUCAGGCUGGAUACUAGGAAGAAUUUCUUCUCUGAAGGAGUGGCCAGGCACUGGCACAGGCUGCCCAAGGAGCUGGUGGGGUCACUGUCCCUGCAGGUGUUUAAGGGAAGGGUGGAUGUGGCACUGAAGGAUGUGGUUUAGUGGGCAAUACUGGUGGUAGGAGGAUGGUUGGACGAGAUGAUCUUUGUGUUUUUUUUCCAACCUUAAUGAUUCUAUGAUUUCUUGAUGCUGGCUCAGCUCAGUGCUUUAGGAAAAGCAUCGAAAUAUACCUUUCCCUGUCUCAGGUCUCAGAGGUAGGUGCUGACCAUGCAUGUGCUAAGGGCAGCCGGGCAUGACUUUGCUCAUGAACCACAAAGGUCCUCACUUGAUCCAUGGCAUCAAGGAACGUGGGGAGUGAUUUGUGCUGAGCAGAAGGGCUGGGGCAGGAGGGGCAGGAGUUGUUCCCACUUGGCUCCACGCAGGUUCCAAGUGCCACUCAUUGAUCUUUACUUGCUGACGGAGCCUGAAACGAUUGCCUAAUGCAUGUCCUGUGUGAUUUGUUGCUCAGGCAUGGAUGCAAGCAGAGGUGCCCAGUCCAUGGGUGAGCAGUUGCUGUACGCAUGAGGGCAGGAAGCUUUGCUGGCUUUGCAGUGCACAGAGAGCGUCCCAGAAGUGCAGGCAUCUGGUUUUGGGGCUGCCCUUUCUGUGGGGUGGGUAUCCAGUGGUUUUUCAGCCUGGUUCCACCUUUCAUGCUUAUGAAGACAGCUACAAAUCUCAUCACAUCCAGUGGUGCAUUGCCAAGUUCAGCUGUGCCAGCGCUGCCCUUCCCUCUGACUUUGUUUGCGUCAAUAGAGCAGAACUGUUGCACAUCUCUGCAGACACAACCAAAGGGAAAAUUGAUGCAUCUCGUCAGUCUGGCUCAACUUGAGAGUUUCAGGGAUUGUGUUCUGGAUCUUUUUUAGCAAUCUUGAAAAGAGGGAGUGAAAUCUGUAAUUAAAUCAAUACAUAUGUAAACGAGCAUCUGCCAUAGAACUGGUUUAACUUCUUUGUGUUAAACACGUAUUUCUGUUGAUGCGUUAUUUGUGACAUAUUCUUUGUACGUAAGGGUGUUAUUAAAUUGGAAUUUGGCUUGAUUUAAGCAAUUAAAUGAGUCAAACUGCACAGUUUCCCUUGUCUAUGCAUUUGAACAAUUUUUUUAAACUGUUAUGUUGGCUCUUGAUGUGCAUUCUCAAGACUGCUCUCAGUUGACAGCUACUUUCAUGAUUAUUUAGCAGUAGGUUUGGGCAAAUCGUGCAGCCGAUAAGCUGAAAUAUAUGAUAACCCAGCUUUUCACUGGGGUCGAUGUAAAUCUAAGAGCCCUUCUCUCAGGGCUGUGAUUGAGUUUGGUCCAUUGCUGUGUGUCCCCGGGAGCCCUUCCUCUGAAUCCUCAGCCAACGCAACGGUGUCAUUGACUCCGCUCUGUGUCUUUGGUGGCUCUAACACAAGUGGCUCUGUUUCAAUCAUCUGGCACACAGUAGAACUCCCGGGAGCAGACAGGCAUUAUGGCAUGAAAGAAGAUGUUGUUCUUUCCCAUGUAGGAAACGAGCCUGGUCUCGCAUUUCCUGAGUGCUCAACGCUGCCAUUUACUUCAGGGAUCAACGUGAUUCAUUAUUCCUUGUUUCUCUACAGGGUCCGAUUCAGAGCUUGGAGCUACACUCAGCGCAGCAGGGGUCACUGCUGGCUGCCUGAGCAUGUGGGAUCUCUGCGUGGUGGUGGGUCAGCAGUGCUCUGCACACCUGAGGACAUGCAAUGUGCUGGCACAGGUGUGUUCUGCUUGGCCACUGGGCUGUGGGUGAGUGCUCCAUGCUGCCGAUGGCCGAGGUGGAUGCGGAAGACCCAUGAACAAGAAAUGGCUAGAGGCAAGGAAUGCAAAUCCUGUCCUUUUGCCUGAUAAUAAAACAAGGUAUUUGGAAAAGCAUACUGCAAAGCUCAGUGGAAGAGAGAGAAUGCAAAGUUCGUGCAUGCUGCAAGUGCCUACAGGUGCCUUAGUUCUUAAAAGAAGGCAACAACAACAGGGCUUGGUGUUCACCGAGGCAGUGCACUGGGCUGAUGUGUGCAACAUUCAUUAAUUUUGUAUGCUAAUAUCCCCAGAACAGCUAUGUAACUUCAAGAGUAUUUCAUUUCUCAUGCAGAACUCUGGCCUCUUUCCUACCUGAGGCACCGUUUUAUGAUUGAACCACCGGUGCCUUUCCACCCAGCAGGAGCUGCAACGUCACAAAGCAUUGUAGCAGAGCCAUAGAGAAGACUCUGCAAGGAGGGGUGGGCACGGCCAUGCCUGGGCCAAGGGCUUGCAAGUUGUGCAUCUUUCUGAGUCCUUAUGCACAGCGAGAGAGAGAUUUCUCAGGAUUUUUUGGAAAUUUGCCCAGCAGGAGAAGUGGCUUCAAACCUCGGUGGUCUUAUCUAUCUUCUGACUUGGGAAGGUGUCAUUGCACCAUGACCAGACCCAGCAUGGCUCCGUGGUGUGUGUGCCCGGAGGGGCUUUGCCUCACACAGCUCAGUGUACACGCAGCCUUGGCCAUGACCAUCCUUUGUAGGUAGAGGUCUCCAGCUCCCGUGGCCAAGACUGCUCACACGCCAGUGCUUCCAGGCACCCAGGACCUCCCGCUCCUUCCUCCCAGAGAUGCCCAUCUGUUCCUGCCAUGCGGGGAGGGAACCUGGCUUCACGUCUCCUCCCUUUGAGCUGAGCUCCGUGAGGGAGGUGAUGUACGAGUUGGUGGGCUUUUACCGAAAGCAAUUUGAGCACUUGCAGGAUUAUCUGAAGACCAAGACUCUUUCUUAGAACCCUGAAUCAUGCACUUCUGCCCUCUAGAAUGCACUCAGUGGUUUUUCUGGCAAAAACAGGCCAAGGAGUCACUUCCAUCACUGAAUUCUUCUGAGGCUCUUUGCAAAAGCAGCAGCCAGUGCUCGGAAAGCAAACCUGGUAAAUAUUAGAGGAAGGUUGUGUAAUUGCCUGGCUUUGUGGUUCGUUUUAGCUUUGCAUGGGUGGGCAUUGUGGUGUGAACCUACUUUCAGUUCCAUUGAUGUGCUUGCCUUGCAAAACUAACAGAAAAACCCAAGCAGCCCCUUUCUGAAAAUCCUGACGACCACUCCAGAGGCUGCAUGCACUGCUGUUAUUUCAUGCACUGAUAGAGGGAAUGAGCGAUGAGCAUCAGUAAGAACACAAAGCACAACUCGUGGGAACAUGGUUCUGCCCAUCAGACACCCAAAGCGGAGGGGAUGCUCCAGGCUGUGCUGUAGUCUGAGCAUCUGCUGAGCUCAGUACUCAUUUUCAUGUGUGAGACAGCCUUUGUGGAAAGGAUGCACAGCUCAGCGGGGUGCUCAGCGUCCUGCCUCUCUCCAGCAGCUAACAAAACUAUCUGAAAUGGCUUCUUGGUGACAGAUGCGCUGGGCUCUAACGGAGAUGUUGUGCCAGUGGGCAGGAGAGCUGGAGCUGCCAAGUAGCCUGCGGUCAUUGACGCCUAUGUUGGAAAUGAAAUAUGCCCCUUAGGAAAAUACUCCGUUUGUGGAACAGCAUUUCCAUGCAGCUACUGGGACCUCAGAUUUGUCACCGUGUCCCCUGCUCACCAAGCGCACUCUGAGGGCACCAGGGACCCCACACCCUGCAGCAGUAGCAGCAUCCCACUGCUGCAUCGCCAUGGCAAUGUUCCCAUCUGGUACCUCCCAAGCAGACUGUGGGGAGAAUCUGUGCUUGGCCACCAAGGUGCAGGUUUGGUGUUUGUCAUUGUGCUGGCACCAUUUUCUUCCACAGAAGAACCCUCAGGUGACAUCCUUGUCCUCGUGUCUCCCUCUGAUCCCUUGUGCAGCAGUGGCCAAGGAAGGAUGGAUGGGGCAGGGAGGAGUCAGCAGAUGGCAGAGUUGUUUUAGCAUCAGCUCUCUGCCAUGUUGUGCAGCUCGCAGGGAUUUUAUGCUGGAUUUCUUAGCAAGAUCUUGUCCCAGGGCUCAGAGCACUGCAGCGUGGCCUGGGAGCGAGCUGUGCCUGGGCUGAGCAUGGCAGCUCUCAGUGGGAGCACACUGCCCACGAGCCCAGCUUGGAGCCUCGCUGCUGCCCCUGUGGGUUGCCGUCACAGCACCUAUUGCACGCGAUUCACAGUGAUGCUGCCCAGCCUUUGUGUUGCUUUGUGAGAGUUUCUGGAUUGGUUUUGUAGGCCUGAGCCAUGUGUGUCUUGUCUGGGCGUUCAGUCCUAGCAUUUGUUAGGGUGCAUGGCAGUGUGUAGGUUUACACUCAGGUGCUGCCUUCUCUGUGGUUUGGUCCCUGUCUGGGACUUUUCUCCUUGUCUGCCCCUCUCUUGCAGGCUCGCUCUCACCAGCCCUUCGCCCCUCAUUUCCAGGAUUGUGACUCUCCUGGCCUCACCUCAGCUGUGGGGAUCCCAGUGACCCAGGGGAUCAUGCCAGGACUGACCUCGUGCUUUUCUUUGCAAGCGUGGCCAUGUCUCAUAGAGCAGAGGUGCUGUGCAUCCUUUGCUCCCACAGCAGAUACUGCUUCUCCCACUGCCCAGCACUUCUAGGAGGACCCUCGGGCAUGUGCUUGGCCAUCCCAUGGUGUCUAAUUCUAAUUUAAUGCAAACAGAAACAUUAAUAUCAAGAUUGAGCAAGCUCUUUGGUCCCUGCUACCACCACUCGUAGCAUGGGCAAUUUCACCCCAUGUGAUAAGACAGAAGCACAGCGCAGUGCACCUUUGCUUUCCAGCUUUUGAACUGGUACAAACCAUGCAGCCACAUCCCUCCUCUCCUCUGAGCCUUUUGUUUUGCUCGCCAGCCCCACGCGGAUGCAGGUAUUGUUUCGGUACCGUCCCAGUCAGGGGAGCCGGGGGCGAUGCACGGGCGAUGCCGGGCCCCCCCCACCCACACCACAGCACUUUGCCGUGGGAGGUGGCCGCUGGAUGCGGAACCUCCCGUGGGCUUUGCUCAUCCCCAUCAUGUUUCGCUUCGGCUUUGAUGGUCCCAGACCUGUGCACCCUGCGCUGGGCAGAGCUGCACCCCGGGGUGUGCUCCUGUCCUCCUUCUGCGGUGACUCACGGCUGUUUGGCAGCACGGGGCUGCAGCUCGCCCUGUGCCAGCCUCUAUUUUUAGGAAGCUGGGAGAGGGAGGUGCAGCCUUCACAGCAAGAAGUUUCUAGUGCCUUUUGCGGUUUCACGGCUGCAGUGAGGCUUCGCAUCAGCACUUUGGAGGCACGUUCCUUUAGUGGCUCUGAGCAGCUGAGCAUCGCCGCCCAGAGGUGGUGUGUGCUGCCCAGAUGUGCAGCCCAGAUGUGGCGAGAGCCAUGUGCCCUUUGGGGCCCUCUAUCCCCCAGUGGGGCUAGUUCCUCUGCUUUUCCUGGCCCUUCACCCACCCCAAUCCUGUUGGGAUCACCAGCUUGGGGUGCACUCAUGGGUGCAGCAGGGAUGGAUGGAGGGAAGGGGUACAGGAGAUGGCAUUCCUUGGAGCUGGGCAGCCCAGAGGGACAGCAGCACCCAGGGCCAUCCCCUGCAGCUUUUCCCCUUGGCUCUUUGCUGCUCAGUGGGGUGGUGGACAAGGGAGAGAUGUUUUCCUGCAUGUCUGGGCAUUGUCCCCCGGCCUUGUGGUGACACGUGGCUGCUCACAUUAUGCCUGCUGGAGCCUGGGGUGUUUUCUGACCCCCACAGGGGUCUCUCUGCAGGGGUGGGACACCAUGAGAAACCAGGCUGAAGCCUGCUCUUGCCACCGUCUCUCACCAUCUUGCUAUGACUACUGCCACCGCCUCCUGCUCUUCUCUCCCACAGGAGAUGUGACCAUCACAAGUUGGACCUCUCCUCCUAACCCCAAGGCUGCUCUGCGUUCCGGAGCUUUCUCUAAGUCAUACGAAGUUUAAAAAAAAUGAACGGAAACUGUAAUGUCACCUUUCCUUCUCCGGAUGCUGGUGAUAUUUUCUGUGAUGUUCUGGCUCUGUCUGUCUCCUCUCUCUCCUGUGACAGGUGUAAUCCUGAAGAUGUGAGAUCUCGGGAGACCCAGGAAAAAAAAACCUAAAGAAAUGAUAAAACAAAUGAUGGAGAAGCUCAAAAUUCUGGUCACGGUCAGAAGGACUAAAUCAGUUUUUUUUCUCAUAGGUUCCCUUCCGCAUCCCUCCUACAGCAUUGCAGGCGAACUCCUUUUGUGACUCAGAAUAAAAUCCUCUUUCUGAGUGUCUUGCUCUUAAUGCUGCACGGCACCUGGCUUUUGUCAAGUGUAACGAGCUGGUGAGGUGAGCAGCAGGUUUUAAAGAACUAGUUGCAUGAAACCGCAGCAUGCACCCAAAAAAUUCACUCUCUUGUCAUCAGCUUUCACCAUGCUGUGUUCAGAACUGCUCCCAGCCUUUGGCUUGCAACCGGAUAUUUUCUCGGUAAACAAAACCGAGUGCAGUGGAGACAAUUUGCUGAUCAGCGGAAAUACUGCAACUAGGUCAAUAGGAAUGCAAGUGAUGGAUCACAUUUUCCCAUCGUCUCACUCAGCCUGGAGGAACUGUGCCCGUCAGCGUGUGCGAGCGGAUGGGUAUGGUUAUGAUCAAGGGGCAGGGGCUGAUAGAAAACCCUGUUGGUUUCCCAGUGGUGAGAUUGUCUCCAGGUGCAGGAGAACUUCAUCUUCUCUGGGGGAAUCCCGUGUAGGUAGGCAUUGGGUCCUCCAUCGCCCCUCUGGACCAUGCCCCUCUGCUUACUCCCCCAAGUUCCUACAGCAGGAAGGGGCUAACAAUGUGCAGCCACAAGACAACCUGGCCCUGGCAGGAAAUGACAUGGAUUUUGAGGAUUUUGAGCCUCUCACCCCAUCCAUGUGAUGGAGAACCACUGCAGGACCUGGAGAUGGGGCUGGAGGAGAUGGUUGGGGCAGGGUUGCCAACACAACACAAUGUUUUCCUGAAGAAGAGCGGCCAACCUGCCCUCCUAACAAGGUGUGCUGAUGAAUCUCUGCUGGGAUCCCCAUUGUCAUAUUUUCCACACCGCCUUUUUCGUCAGGGUGCCGGUGACUACUGAGGCUGUGUUUCCUGGUUUACAGAGCAAACCAGGGAGCCUCCAUCAACAUUUUGUGUUGAGGACCCCAAAGCGAAGCCUUUCCCCAUCCUCACAGAGCUCCAGGUGCGUGCUGUGGGGCUGGGCUUUCCGGCAUUACCUGCAGCUUUCUCUCAUUUUGGUGAAAUGGUGACAGGUGGCUGUCCAGAAACAUGUCUGAAAAGGUUUCAUCUGCCGGGGAUGGCCAGGGCUCAGGAAUAGCUGUGCAAAACCUCAUUUGCUGCUCUCUGCAUCACUCACUGCUGUGGUUUCACACUUGACUGCUUCUGGGUCCCGACAAUGGGGAUUCGGGGAAAGUUUUAAGUAACGACUUCUCACGUCGCUUUGUUUCUCAUACGAAGGCUUCCUCCAAACAUGAGUAUUAAAUUUGGAGGAAAGUCUGAAGAGCCUUGGAAAAUGUUGGUGGUUGCCCUCUGGCCAAGGCAUGGGGUGAGGACUUUGGGGAGUGGGCAUUGAUGGUUGCUGUGGCUCCCAGUGCCAUGGGGUUUCCUUGGGGGCAGCUUCUUGACGGUGCAGUUGGCAGACCCUCCAUGGCAGGGACAGUUCUGGAAGCUUGGUGUCAGCUCAGAGCCUUGCCAAGGACCAGGGCUAGUAUUUCCAAAGAUAAUACCAAUUUUAAUGUAACAAGGAAGGAAAGCACUGGUGACAGUGCCCUCAAACUGCAUGGGGGCUUCAGCCCCAUCCCAAACAGGCUGUCCAGGAGAGUGGUGGAGUCACUAUCCCUGGAGGUGUUCAAGAAACAUGGAGAUGUGUCACUGAGCGGCAUGGUUAAGUGAGCCUGGUGGGGAUGGGUUGAUGGUUGGAUUUGAUGAUCUUAGAGGUCUUUUCCAACCUUAAUGAUUCUGUGGCUCUAUGAUUCUAUAAUUCAGUGCUCCCCUUUGUGCAAGAAGGUGGUAGUGUCAGCAUGGCAAGGGGGCACAGGACCCCAGAGAUAAAUCAGGCCAUCAGCCACUGAAUUGCUGCCAGCAAAGACCCUGAGAUUGUCACACCUUUGUGAUUUGGGUUAUAUUUGGCUUUAAUUGGGUUAUUUGGCUAUAUUUAGGAACACAGUGACCUGCCAAGGUCAAACACUGACUGGGUUGCAGAGAUGUUUGUGCUUUGCUACCAGCGCUUGCAUUUGCAGCUAAGAACACCCUAACCACACAGGACAGGAUGCGAGAGAGUGGGUAGAUAGCAAAAGCGAGUGCUGGAGCCCAUCCUGCCGUGCUGUGCAGCCCCAUGGCGCUGGGAGCCCUCCUCUGCUGUCACUGCAGGUGAACAGCCGUGCUCCGCACCACCUUGCCUCUGGCAGGAUCCGUCUCUUUAUUUGCUGCGUGCACAUCUGAUAAGAGCAUUGCCUUCGGCUGUUACUUUCAAAACAACUUUGCAUGAUGGUUUGAUCACCCCAGCCCCCUGUGCAGGCAGCCCAACUUCAUCCUCUUUGCGCUAGCAUGGAGCAAAGUCAGUCUGUGGCGGAGGUCUAUGGUUGGUAGCAGUGCCUAGAGGCCCCGGCAGCCCUUUCCAUGCUCAGAUGUGUUAGUGUUAGCAGGGGCACAGUCUGAGGAAGCUUGUGCCUGUGGCUGCAGGGUGAGCACUUCACUGAAACAGUGGAGAAGCUGCUCAAAACAUGUCUUUCCAAACCGAUGGCCAAGCACCAAGACCCAAAAUCCUGUGGUCCAGGAGCAUGAAGCCAUGCCCACACUGUGGUGCCAGUGCCCACAGAGAUGUCCCUUUCCCCAUCUUAAUCCUACCCAAGGAGAUUUCACCUAUGGGGGGCACAAGGGAAAGACAGGAACCAGCACAACGCAUCUGCUUCCCCUAGGUAUUGCAAAAUUGACCCUCUCACAAAGGAA